Mugil cephalus (flathead mullet) is the source of this 6102-nucleotide messenger RNA. RefSeq names its product eph receptor A8 (gene epha8). NCBI's taxonomy places the organism in Eukaryota, Metazoa, Chordata, Actinopteri, Mugiliformes, Mugilidae. The transcript has 20 exons. Gene Ontology annotation, cellular component: plasma membrane; neuron projection. Gene Ontology annotation, molecular function: transmembrane-ephrin receptor activity; ATP binding; protein binding. The record is from RefSeq and is a predicted model, not a curated record. Gene Ontology annotation, biological process: cell surface receptor protein tyrosine kinase signaling pathway; protein phosphorylation; axon guidance. Bases 302 to 3217 code for a protein of 971 amino acids.
AUGACAUGCAGAAUUUGUAAGACAGUCAAAUACUUCAUUUGUGAUAACAGAGAGAAGGAGACUGCACAUCAACAAUUUCCUGGUAAAUUUCAUAAACAUCUUCCCGCGGAUCAAGCUGCCAUUACGGUAACGAUGACGCACCGCUGCUGUUGGCUGGAGGUUUGGGAGCGACGCAAGACCGGUGAGACCGAGGAAGAGAGAGUUCUUCGGAUGAAUUGUGAAUCUACUGGACACGACGACGAUCACAGGAGACUGGGGCUGGCUGACGUAUCCUUCACAUGGGUGGGACGCCAUUAAUGAGAUGGACGAGUACUUCAGUCCCAUCCACACGUACCAGGUCUGUAACGUGAUGAGUCCGAGCCAGAACAACUGGCUGAGGACGGGCUGGAUCCCUCGAGAGGGAGCCAGGAGGAUCUACAUUGAGGUUAAAUUCACCCUGAGAGACUGCAACAGCAUGCCUGGAGUACUGGGCACCUGCAAGGAAACCUUCAACCUGUACUACUACGAGUCUGACAGGGCGGUGGGCUCGUCCAUACGGGAGAACCAGUUCAUCAAGAUUGACACCAUCGCUGCCGACGAGAGCUUCACCGGCGUAGACCUGGGAGUCCGCAGGCUUAAACUCAACACGGAGGUGCGAGGUGUGGGUCCUCUGAGCCGGCGAGGCUUCUACCUGGCCUUCCAGGACAUCGGCGCCUGCAUCGCUCUCACCUCCGUGCGGGUCUACUACAAGCGCUGCGUCGGCGUGAGCCGCAACCUGGCCGUGUUCACCGACGUGGUGACGGGGGCCGACUCGUCGUCCCUGGUGGAGGUCAGGGGCCAGUGCGUGGAUCACGCCGAGGAGAGGGACACGCCCAAGAUGUACUGCAGCGCCGAGGGCGAGUGGCUGGUGCCCAUCGGGAGGUGCGUGUGCUCGGCCGGAUUCGAAGAGCACAGAGACUCCUGUGUAGCAUGUGAGGUGGGCUUCUAUAAGCCGGUGGCGGGCGAUGGCCUGUGCGGUAAAUGUCCUCAACACAGCCACUCGGAGACCAGAGCGGCGCUCUCCUGCCCUUGCGACUCCAACUACUAUCGGGCGGCAGAUGACCCGCCGGCAGCCUCGUGCUCCCGUCCUCCGUCUGCUCCAGUAAACGUCAUCUCCUCAGUGAACGGGACCUCUGUGAAUUUAGAGUGGGAUCGCCCUCUGGACACCGGGGGCCGGAGCGACCUGCUGUACAGCGUGCUGUGUCAGAAAUGCUCCGGGGACGGACCCUGCGAGGACUGCGCGUCCUCUCCGGGAGGCGCCGGAAUCGGGAAGGCGGGCGGAGGAGGGGCGAGCAUCGGCGCCGGCGGGGGAGGGAUCGUGGAGCGCUCCGGCACGGGCGUGGUUCGGUUCUCGCCCCGGCAGACGGGCUUGAAGGAGUCCUGGGUGACGGUGCUCAACCUGGUGGCCCACACCAACUACUCCUUCCGCAUCCUCGCCAUGAACGCUGUGACGCACCUGAGCAAUGAGCCGUCGCCUUACGCCGUGGUGAACAUCACAACGAACCAGGCAGCCCCCUCGGAGGUGUUAGCGAUCCGCCAGGAGAACACCAGUCAGAACAGUGUCACUCUGAUGUGGCAUGAACCCGACCGGCCCAACGGAGUGAUCCUGGAGUACGACAUCAAAUACUACGAGAAGGAUAAUGAAGAGCACAGUUACUCUACUCUGAAGUCUAAAAACACCAGUGCCCGAGUAUCAGGACUGAAGCCGGGCACCAAGUACAUCUUCCAGGUCCGAGCCAGAACGUCAGCAGGCUGCGGACGCUUCAGCCAGAACAUAGAGAUUCAGACUGGGAAAGCAGCGCCUCUACGCUACAACACCAUGACCAUCAUCUGGAUCUGCAUGGCCCUGGUGUCCGGCCUGGUCGCUUUCUUGGCCAUCAUCAUCUGCAGGAAACGGCAAGGCUACACUUUACCACACUACCCAUCGCUGCUACACUGCGGCUACAGCAAAGCCUUCCAGGACUCUGACGAGGAGAAGAUGCAUUACCAGAAUGGUCACGUGUCAUUCCCCGAUGCGAGGUUCUAUAUCGACCCACACACGUACGAGGACCCCUGCCAGGCGGUCCACGAGUUCGCCAGAGAAAUUGAAGCUUCCAGGAUCAAAAUAGAGAAAAUCAUUGGUUCAGGGGAGUUUGGGGAGGUGUGCUACGGACGCAUGAGGCUCCCGGGCAAACGAGACAUCCCGGUGGCGCUGAAGACCCUGAAGGCGGGAUACACGGAGAAACAGAAGAGGGACUUCCUGGCUGAGGCGUCCAUAAUGGCUCAGUUCGACCACCCCAACGUCAUCCGCCUGGAGGGAGUCGUAACCCACAGUAAACCAGUGAUGAUCAUUACCGAGUACAUGGAGAACGGCUCUCUGGACUCCUUCCUCAGGAGACACGACGGCCAGUUUACCAUCAUCCAGCUGGUCGGGCUGCUGCGCGGCAUCGCGGCAGGUAUGACCUACCUGUCUGACCUGGGCUACAUCCACCGAGACCUGGCCGCCCGCAACAUCCUGGUCAACAGCAACCUGGUGUGUAAGGUGUCUGACUUCGGGCUGUCCAGAGUGCUGGAGGACGACCCCGACGCUGCAUACACCACCAGUGGCGGAAAAAUCCCAAUUCGCUGGACAGCCCCGGAGGCCAUCGCCUACAGGAAGUUCUCCUCCUCCAGUGAUGUGUGGAGCUACGGUGUGGUCAUGUGGGAGGUGAUGUCCUACGGAGAGCGGCCAUACUGGAACCUCACCAACAGAGACGUGAUAAAAUCAGUGGAAGAGGGCUACAGACUGCCUGCUCCAAUGGGCUGCCCCGCUGCUCUACACACACUCAUGCUGGACUGCUGGCAGAAGGAUCGCAACGAGAGGCCUCGCUUUUGCCAGAUAGUCACUGUUCUUGACAAGCUAAUCCGUAACCCAGAGAAUCUGAAGUCUAUGGACACGCUCUGCAGUUUAAACAGUCCUCCGCUGAUGGAGAGAGCGAUCCCAGACUUCAGCAGCUGUAACUCAGUAGAUGAGUGGCUGGACACCAUAAAGAUGAGCCGCUACAAGGACCACUUUGCUGCAGGGGGGUACCACACUCUGGGACACGUCAUAAGCAUGAACCAAGGGGACAUCCAGAGGCUCGGGGUGACGCUGAUGGGUCACCAGAAGAAGAUAAUGACCAGCGUCCAGCUGAUGAGAGCACAAGUCCUCAACAAGAGUGUGCCGUCAGUGCACGUAUAACUCUGGUGCUGGGGUUUCUUUCUGCGGAAAUCUGAGGAGCUUCUGUAAAGUCUAGAGAGACUCCAUGGGAAAACAAGUUGAUAUAUGGGACCUUUACAAGACUUGUUCUCAAGAGAGUGAAGAAGAAAAUGUGCAAGCUUUUAACUACGGAGCAAGUAAACAUGACUCCUUUGGGACAAGUCCAACUUUUCUUUUUUUUUUUUCCUUCCUGAUUACAUUGUCUCAGUUGAAAUGUUUUUAUUUUAUAAAUGGAAAGACUGCCUUAAAUACCACAAAUUAUUUAAAUGUUAUUGUCUACGAAGAGAAGAUAAUUUAUCAGUCAUGAGUUUAUCAGAGUAAUAUGAUUUACUAAACCGGGCAGAAGCAAGAGUACACGGAGUGAUGUCACGUGGUCGGGGUGGGGGUGGUUUCAGACGCUCUGAUGACACUCGCUGCGUCUCUUGCAGUAGCUGCAUGAGGAGGACGAGGCCCAGAGUGAGGCUGGUGCCAGGGAAACGUGGAGACGAGUGAGAUAGGGCUCACCUGAGUUGCCAGAUCGUCUCCACAGCGGAGAAAACCUAUUUCACCCCAGGCUAUUAAUACCAACAACAGGCACAUUUCUCCACCGUCCAACCUUGAUGAAUGACCCCGGGAGAGCCCCAGAGCCCUCUGCCCAGUUUGAAGCCGCGCGGCGCUGCAACUGCUGUACUUGGAAGAUGUGUGUGAUUCAGUUACAGUGCACUUUAUUCUACAAUCUCUCUGUGUUGUGGAGGCUUUGCAGUCGUGUCACAGGUCUCCUCACAGGGGCGGCAGAAUGUCACAACGUCGGUCCUUAAGCAGUUUUUAAAAAACAUUACAGAAAUCAUGAAUAAUUACAUAAUAUGAAACCCAAGAAACGAAACACUCAUUAGUGUUACAAGAAAUAAUGAGAUUUCUCACAAAUUUUUGUCAACGUGUCAGUAUACUAAAAAGAUAUAUUGAAAUAACAUGCAAUAUGUGCAUAUGUAUGCAUAAUAUUAAAGAACAGUGGUAUUUUUGUUAUACAUUGUGCUAAAUACUGUAUCUGAUGCAUUAAAAUACAGCAGGGAUUUCCUUGUUGUAGGAAAUUAAUUCAGAAUACAGUUUUAAAUUAGGUUUUAAUGUUAAUCAAGUGUGUUUUAAAUGCACUUUAAAUGCAUUUUUAUUCUUGGCCUUGAGAAAAGUAGUUUGACAUAUUACUUUUAGUUCUUCAGUUUAGCGGGGAAGAAUAUGAGAAAACACCGACCCCAAAGUCAAACUCAGUUCCACUGGCUUUCUAGUUCAGUUUUUAUUGGAAAACGCGUUUUAAAUAUAUUUAAAAUAUAUUCCUAAUACAUUUAAAUAUAUACGUUGUUCCUCAUAUCAAGUCAGGCAUUCGCUUUAUUUAAUUCAGAAAUACAGUUUCAUGCAGCUUAAAGACAUUUUUAAAAUGCUAAUGUAAGACUCUUUAUGUGAUUGAAAAAAAAAUCACAUAAAAAAAUGACUCACAGGAGGCUAAUUCGUUUAUUGACACCUAGGUGGUCAUGUUAGCUCUUAAUACGCUACCAAAUGUUUAAGCUAGGUGUACAACAGAAAAGUUAGCAAGUUAGCAAUCAGCUGCUAAAAAUACCUAAUUGAAAAAUCAGUCGCAUUCAUUUGUGAUAAAAUCUUUAUAUCCAUGAAAACUAGAGCAAAUUUCAUGUCUUCUAACAAAAAAACACCUGUUUUACAAUGACUGCGAACGUCUCCAAUAUGGCCGCCAUUUUCCCACCAGGUGUGACUACCACCAAACCCAACAGUCCAACUACUGGAAAACCUGGAAAAUGAAUUUAUUAUACGUAUCAUAUAUACUGACAAAUUUGGCAUAUGAAUUAUAUUAUACAUUUUAUAUUUACUUCAAUAAUCCCUUAAAUGUAAAUCCUUGAAAUCCAAUAAAUAUUAAUCAAGUCUUGGUAGCCUGUACAUCUUUUUAUAGCUUGCAAUUAAAAUUAGACAUCCAUUAGUGCUAAUCGUCCAAUAUUCCCAAACUGCCGUCUGAGCAUCUUCUGAAUAAUAUUUUGCUAGGAGGGUUGUGUUACACCUGAAAGCUCUCUUCUUAUUCUCCUGGCAUUUAUGAACUAAAUGGAACAGUUUAAUUUUGUUUAACUUUUGGGAUCAACGUCAGCACUAAUGCUAUUUCGUGCAAUAAAUCUGUACCCCCGAGUACAUAUCUGAACUUUUUUUUUUUUUUUUUUUUUUUUAAAGUUUGUUUGUGUGAGUGCUGGGGAUAUAGAAACACAUAAGCUACACAGACUGUAAAAUAAAGUGUUACUUCUGGUUAAAUGUAAUUACACUGUUUGCCUCAGUGUUUGCCGAAAAGGUGAAGAGCGUGUAUGUAGAAUGUUUAUAUCUGAACACUCUCAAAAAGUACAUAAUCAGUCCUAACUUAUACCCCGUGCCAUCAAGAGAAUGUCUUUUCUUGUGCAGCUCGGUAGGUUUUCCUCUAGAUAGUUGAUGUCAGUUUUUAUUAGAGAACAACCUCAUGAUCUUUCUUGUAUUAUAGUGACAUUUCACUACCGGUUUGAAACGAACCAUGUGUGUGUGUGUUUUUUUUCUUUAGGAUGCUUUUGGAGACACUGGACUUGAACUGAAAACCCAUAUUUUAUAAAGUUAGGAUAUGUUUUUGCUAGAUGAAUUGAUUUUUAAUGUAUACGGCGAGUUCAGUCACUGGAAGGAAGAAAAACAACUACUACAACUGGAUUUAUUCACAUUUCAUUAUUUAUUCAUGCUCAUUUGUUUUCCCAGAUAAUACAACUCUGAGAGAUUUUAUUACAGUUGAUGAAUCAUCCUUGUUGCUAAUGAUAAAUCAUAAAUGUGCAAACUGUCCAUAAAUACACAAUAAAGGAACGUUUGUCUGUGUGUGACUGCAA